AUGUUUAGAAAAUGGUCUGAAGAUUCCUUAAAAGAUGCCUAUGCCUCUUCAGGUGCCUCAGGAUACACUGUCAAGUUAGGAGAAAAUACCCUUUCCCAGACAGGGUGCCAUCACAUAUGUAAGAAGGAAAUUGAGGAGAAAAAGUGCUGUCCGGGAUUCUGGGGUACCGAGUGCUAUGAGUGUGCAGGUGGCUCUCAAAAUCCCUGCAAUGGCCAUGGGACAUGCUUGGAUGGUAUGCAGCAAAAUGGGACCUGCAUCUGUAAGGAGCAAUACAGUGGGUUUGCCUGCCAGAAUUGUCAAGAUGAAAAUCGUUUUGGCCCAGACUGUCUGUCAGUGUGUGACUGCGUGCACGGGGAAUGCAGCAGCGGCAUCACUGGAAAUGGAAGCUGCACGUGCUAUGGAGGCUACACUGGCCCCAGAUGUGACCAAGAGCUUCCCCUUUGCAAAGGCGUGACAUGUGAGGCCAACAGCGAAUGUGUGGUAAGGGAUGGGGCAGCGAUGUGUGACUGCAAGCUGGGCUACAGAAAAAGUGGAAGCACUUGCCAAGCUCAAGAUCCUUGUGCUGCUUCUCCAUGCUCCCCUUUCGCUGUAUGUAAGGUUCUUGGACCACGAAAGUAUGAGUGUACCUGCAAAGAAGGAUUUCAGGGAGAUGGGAAGAUUUGCCAGCCCAUAAACCCUUGUGUUGACAACAAUGGAGGCUGCCCAGAGAACUCUACAAUUUGUGUUUACAGACGUCCAGGAGAGGCAACUUGUGUUUGCAGGCCUGGGAUGAGUAGGAGAAGUCCUUCAUCUGAGUGUGUUGUGUUUCCCAACGAUUGCCGGCAGUAUCUUUGCGACAUGACUUCCACAUGUGUAAUUAAUUCCCAGGGGAAUCCUAGCUGUGUGUGUAAAGAAGGGGAGAUUGGAGAUGGGAGAAGUUGCUAUAAAGAUCUCUUGGGUGAAAUAAAUCAGCAUAAUUCACGAGGAAGGUUUGCUAGGAAAUUAGGCGUCACCAGGAAAAUGUUUGCUUCUGGUUGCUCACUGUUGCUGACUAAAUAUGGACCUUUCACAGUCUUUGUACCAUCCCUUCUUCCCAUUCAUGAUAGAAUUGAAUUUAAUGAUACCACUGCUGAGCGUUUGUGCAGGAUGCAUGUUAUUCCUGGUCUGCAUUUGAUGGAAGACAUGGUAAAAAUCAAGACACUGUGGACCUUGUCAGGACAUCAGCUAACAUUCAGUAGCCAGUCGUUUCGAUAUCAAGACCUGCCGGGGGAACUGUACAAUGUUUUGCGAUCGAACCUGCCAGCAGCCAAUGGCAUCAUGCAUAUUGUGAACACCCUAAGGGAAAAACCCAGCACUGACAACCUCAGAAACCCACAGAAAACCAUUGGUGAGAUCCUUGCUUCAAUGGAGAUCUUCAGUAGAUUUGAAACUAUACUGGAGAACUGUGGCCUGCCUGCAAUAUUGGAUGGACCAGGCCCCUUUACUGUAUUUGUACCCAGCAAUGAAGGUGUGGAUAAGUUGAGAGAUGGAAGGCUCAUUUAUCUUUUCACAGAGGGCAUAAAUAAGCUCCAGGAACUUGUGAAACAUCAUAUCUACACUUCAGCAGCGGUGACUGUAGAGAAACUGAUGAUGAUGCCACACAUUGUUACUAUGGCUAACCAGAUACUUACCAUCAACAUCAGUGCAGAUGGAAGAAUUCUGAUGGAUGAAUCAGGGAUCCCCAUAAACAUGCGAAACAUUGUGGCAUCAAAUGGUAUUAUUCAUACUUUGGAUGGCAUCUUUAUCCCACCUUCAAUAAUUCCCAUUUUGCCUCACAGAUGUAAUGAAGAGCAACAUAAAGUGGUGAUGGGCUCUUGUGUGGAUUGUGAGGCCCUCAACAAUAGCAUUUGCCCACCUGGCAGCAGAGAAAUGGAACCAAUGCUUUCCCCAAAAGAAUGUGUCUACAUCCAUGAUCCACAAGGCCUGAAUGUCAUGAAGAAGGGGUGCGCCAGGUACUGCAAUCAGACCAUUACGAAACCUGGAUGCUGCAAAGGAUUCUUUGGUCCAGACUGCAUGCCAUGCCCAGGGGGAUUUUCCAGUCCAUGCUAUGGCCGGGGAAGUUGCAAUGAUGGCAUGCAAGGGAAUGGCAGCUGUCAGUGCUUUGAAAGUUUCAAAGGAAUAGCCUGCCACAUCUGUUCAAACCCAAACAAACAUGGCGAGAACUGUGACGAAGAUUGUGGCUGUGUCCAUGGCGUCUGUGACAACAGGCCUGGCAGUGGUGGUGUGUGUCAGUCCUGGUCCUGUAAAGAAGGCUACACUGGGAAAUUUUGUGACAAGACAUCCAAGAACUGUGGCCCAAGCGGUCUGUCCCAGUACUGCCACCAGAAUGCUGUCUGCAGCCUCAAUGACACAGCAAGGUGCAUCUGCAUGGAUGGAUAUGAAGGUGAUGGGUUUUCCUGCCAGCCUAUUGACUUGUGCAGUCAGCCAGAAAAAGGAGGCUGUUCACAGAAUGCCCUGUGCACCAGUACAGGCCCCGGCACUGCCACCUGCCAGUGCAACACGGGCUGGACUGGGGAUGGGAAGGCCUGUGUGGCUAUAGACGACUGCAUGCUGGAGAGCAGAGGCAACUGCCACGUCAAUGCUGACUGCGUUUAUAUCGGCCCUGGCCAGAGUAAGUGUGUCUGCAAGAGAGGUUAUGCUGGCGAUGGCCACAACUGUGAUGCAAUCAACCCAUGCCUUAUGGACAAUGGUGGCUGCCAUGACUUGGCUAUGUGUGUACCCCUUGGUGGAGGAGAGAGAUCCUGCACUUGCCCUGAAGGCUACACUGGGGAUGGCAUGACAUGCUAUGGAGACAUUCUAAAAGAGCUGGCCAGGAAUUCCCACUUCGCAGGCUUUUAUGACUGGGUUAAGAAAUCUCUCUUCAGCAUCCCAGCAGGAACCAAUGUCACUGUCCUGGUGCCAUCAGAGGCAGCUAUCAAAAACUUGAGCAAGACUGAGCAAGAAUUCUGGUUGACCCCCUCCAUGCUGCCAUUUUUAGUCAGCUCCCACUUUCUUGAAGGUGUCUUCACUGAUGAAAAGCUCAAAAAGUACGACAGGCUGGAAUUACCCACCCUCAACCCACAGACCAGAUGGCAGAUAAACACCAGGAGCAGCGUAUUAACCAUUGAGAAUGCAAGUAUAGUCGUCAGUGACAUCCCUGCCAGCAACGGCAUUAUUCAUGUCCUCAGUAAGGUUUUGUUGCCACCUUCAGGAGAUAUCCCACCAAGUCCUCCAGGUCUGCAGAAGCAGCUCGAGACAGUUGCCUCAUUCAGCACAUUCAAGGAGUUGCUACAGCAAUACCAGCUCAUUGAAAAAAUCGAAUCCUCUGAAAAAUACACAGUUUUUGUUCCUGGAAAUAAUUCCAUUGAGGAGUACUGCCGUGCUGCCAAUGUGACACAGUUGGAUAACGAGACAGUGCAGUACCACAUUGUACUGGGAGAGAAGCUCUUGGCCAUGGAUUUGAGAAGUGGAAUUCAUAAGAACAGCAUGUUAGGGCUCUCCUACUGGCUAAUGUUUUAUCAAAACAGCACCCAGAAGUUCGUCAAUAAUAUUCCUUUGGAUGGAAAAUUUAUUGAGACAAAGAAUGGCAUGCUGAUCGGGGUUUCACAGGUCCUCCAGAUACAGAAGAAUCGUUGCACUGUCAAUACCACCACCAUACAAAAGGAAUUACCAGGAAGCAAGAACCUUGCUCGAUGUGAAUUACGCUCUGGGGAUGCAGGAAUACUUGGCUGCCAUUUCACCUGUGCCAAAGUUUCUCUGAGGUCCGUCUGCUGCCCUGGCUACUACGGACACAUGUGUGAGAUGUGCCCAGGGAAGCCAGGCCAGUGGUGCUCUGGGAAUGGAGAAUGCCAGGAUGGCAUCGAGGGCAGCGGAGAGUGCCGAUGCCUGGAGGGCUUCCACGGCACUGCCUGUGAAAUGUGUGAAGUGGGCCGAUACGGAGCUGACUGCAAAUCAGAAUGUGCCUGUGACAACGGCAUAUGUAACGAUGGACUGCAAGGGGAUGGGAGCUGCGAGUGUUUCCCAGGGUGGAAGGGCCCUACCUGCCAAGAAAGAAUCAAAAUUGACUUAUGCAAUAACACUUGCCAUGAAAUGGCCAACUGCCUCAAUAGUUCUACAGAUUCCUCACCUAUGUGUUUCUGCACUGCUGGAUAUACAGGGAAUGGGACCCAUUGCACAGAAAUAGAUCCAUGCACUAUCAAUCAUGGUGGCUGCUCCAUACAUGCUGUGUGUACUAAAGUGUCUCCAGGAGAGAGGACCUGUGUUUGUAAGGAAGGCUAUGCUGGAGAUGGGACGCUCUGCAUGGAAAUCGAUCUCUGUCUCGAAAGCAACGGGGGCUGCCACACCAACGCAGAAUGCAUUAAAACAGGCCCAAGGAAGGUUGCCUGCAACUGUCUUCCUGGUUACAGUGGGAAUGGUGUGAGCCAGUGCAACCCCAUCAACUUGUGUGAGCAGAACAAUGGAGGCUGCAGUCCGUUUGGGGUCUGUAAGAACACGGGCCCUGGCACUCGAAACUGCUCCUGCUCUUGGCUCACUAUCGGAGAUGGCUUCACCUGCCGUGGCAAAUUGUAUCGGGAGCUUGGAAGCAUUGAAGAUGCAUCCGUGUUCUUUAAGAUGAUACUGGCAGAAAACAUCAAGGAGCUCAGUGGGGCAGGGCCUUUCACAGUCUUCGUCCCACGGACAGAUUUCAUAGGAAACAGCACAACAUUUGAGGAGUGGAGGAGCAGAGGUCUUCUCCGGGACCUGCUUCGCUACCACAUGGUGGGUUGCCGGAAAUUGCUGUCCAGUGACCUGGAAGCCCAGGAGUCUCUUACAUCUUUAUCUGGCCACAAAAUGAAGAUCACAGUGAAAGAGAAUAGCAUCUAUCUCAAUGAGGAAGCCAAAGUAGUUGUGAGUGACAUCGUUGGCAUGAAUGGGGUCAUUCAUUUCAUCAACAAGAUCCUCAUUCCAAGUGACCUGGUGGACCGUAACAUUUCCUCAAAGACCUCACGGCAAAACAUCACGGAAGUGGCAGAGGCCUUUGGGUACACCAUUUACAGCAAGCUGCUGCAGGAAGCGGAGCUGCUGCCACUCAUUAGUGACCCCCUGCACAGACCCUUCACCAUGCUGUGGCCCACAAAUGCUGCAUUUAAUGCCCUCUCAGAGAAAAGGCAGAAGUGGCUGUACCGCAGAGAGCAUCGGGACGUGUUGGCAUCCUACCUCAAAGCACACAUGGUCAGGGACACAAAGAUUGUUGCUGGUAACGUGCCCCAGAUUGAAUCCAUACGGACCAUGCAUGGCUCCACCAUCUCAUUCAGCUGCAGCAAAAUCCAUGUGGGAGAGCUUCUGGUGGGGAACGGUGAUGCCACUAUCAUCCAGAGGCACAUGGAAUUCAAUGCAGGCAUUGCUUAUGGCAUUGAUAGGCUGUUGGAACCACCAGAUCUGGGAUCUCGGUGUGAUGAGUUCAUCUCUGUUGAGCUGCAGGGAUCUAUGGAGAGCUGUGGACUCUGUGGCUUCGAGCCACCCUGCCCUGCUGGCUCCAUUCAACGGGGGGAAACGAGGCGCUGCUUGUAUAACGGCAACCAGCUGUUGAGAAACACCUUUCUGUUUCAUCACAACUCCCUGUUGCGGCCGUCCUGGCCACCCUCCCCGUGGGAACCCUUCAGAAGACACUUCUCUUCCAGGGGGCUUCUGAAACACGGCUGCAAGAGGAGCUGCAUUUCCACCCAGUGGGUCCCUCAGUGCUGUGCAAACCACUAUGGCCGUGAAUGUCGGGCAUGCCCAGGAGGGCUGGAGGCACCGUGCAGUAACCGUGGCACCUGCCAUGACAAAAUCGGUGGCUCGGGGCGAUGCAACUGCAGCCAGGCCUUCAUCGGGACCAGCUGCGAGCUCUGUGCUCCGGGCAGAUAUGGACCAGACUGCCGAGAGUGUAACUGCACUGAGAACGGCGUGUGCAAUGGAGGACUGCAUGGUGAUGGCUUCUGCUUCUGUGCCGAGGGCUGGACUGGAGACCACUGUGAAACCAGGCUAGUCAUGACGCCCUCCUGCUCCCCGCCAUGCCACCCCCAGGCCGUCUGCCGUGACAACAACCUCUGUGAAUGCAACCUGCACUAUGAGGGUGAUGGGAGGAUGUGCUCAGUGAUCGACAUGUGCAGCCAGGACAAUGGGGGGUGUGCCAGGCACGCACAGUGCACGCAGGUUGGUGUGAACGUCUCCUGUGCCUGUGCUCCUGGGUACGGAGGCGACGGCUUCGUCUGCGACCCCCUAGACCGGUGCGCGGACGGCAGGAACGGGGACUGCAGCCAGCACGCCAACUGCAUCAGCACCGGCCCGAACGAGCGGCGCUGCGAGUGCAAGCAGGGCUACGUUGGUGACGGGAUCCAGUGCCUGGAGGAGGCCAUGCCCCCCACGGACCGGUGCCUGGAAGACAAUGGGCAGUGCCAUCGGGAGGCCAUUUGCACUGACCUGCACUUCCAUGAUAAGACCAUGGGUGUGUUUCAUCUGCAGUCACCCCGGAAAAAGUAUGACUUCACGUACGAGCAGGCUCGGGAGGCCUGUGCUGCGGAAGGUGCUUCCCUGGCCACUUUCCGGCAGCUCUCGGCAGCCCAGCAGAUGGGAUUCCAUCUGUGCUUGGUGGGCUGGUUGGACAACGGCACAGCUGGGUACCCCACGGCCUACCCCAACCCCAGCUGUGGGGCUAACCGCGUGGGCAUCGUGGACUAUGGCUCCCGGAGCAACCUGAGUGAGACCUGGGAUGCGUUCUGCUACCGGGAGAAGGAUCUGACUUGCACCUGCCGUGAUGGGUUUGUGGGUGAUGGGUACUGGUGCAGCGGAAAACUCCCUGACGUGCUCGCGGACAACACUCGCUUCUCCACCUUCUAUUCCAUGUUGCUCGAUUUUGCCAAUGACACAGAAGAAGGACUGGAUUUUUUCAUCUAUUUGUCUGAUGACUCUGCUCCCAAAACUCUCUUUGUCCCCCUGAAUUCUGGCUUUGCAGACAACAAAACACUGACAGGGGAAGAACUGAAGCUCCAUGUGUCCUCCAGCAAUGUCGUCCUCUUCAGCUUCAACCUCACGACGGGCACCAUCAUCCCGUCCCAGUCAGGAUAUGACCUCCAAGUAUCAGACCUCCCAGUGGGCAACG
This is a messenger RNA of Nestor notabilis (Kea), 7117 nucleotides long. RefSeq names its product stabilin 1 (gene STAB1). Gene Ontology annotation, biological process: cell adhesion. Gene Ontology annotation, molecular function: calcium ion binding; hyaluronic acid binding. The annotation marks the transcript as partial. The transcript is spliced from 63 exons. The record is from RefSeq and is a predicted model, not a curated record. NCBI's taxonomy places the organism in Eukaryota, Metazoa, Chordata, Aves, Psittaciformes, Psittacidae.